Messenger RNA from Olea europaea var. sylvestris, 2443 nucleotides. RefSeq names its product pentatricopeptide repeat-containing protein At4g30700-like. The transcript is spliced from 5 exons. The coding region runs from base 39 to 2114 and encodes 691 amino acids. Gene Ontology annotation, biological process: RNA modification. The record is from RefSeq and is a predicted model, not a curated record. Gene Ontology annotation, molecular function: RNA binding; zinc ion binding; protein binding. NCBI's taxonomy places the organism in Eukaryota, Viridiplantae, Streptophyta, Magnoliopsida, Lamiales, Oleaceae.
UCAGGUUUUCAGUUUUGGUAUUAGUUUUCAGUUUCCCAAUGAUUUGCAGAGCCACUGUAUCAAGGGACGGAAAUUUCUUCCUCAGCCUAAUAAACAGGGCCAAAACACACUCGCAUCUCAACCAAACCCACGCCCAAAUUAUCCACAACAAUAUUUUGAACGACAACAUUACAAUAACAAAACUGGUACAGAAACUCCUGGACCUCAAAGCUACAGCCCAAGCUAAGCUCCUCUUUACGCACACGAAAUCACCUGACCUCUUCCUCUACAAUGUCCUUAUUAAAGGCCUUAAAGCAUACCCCUUUGAUUCUCUCCUUGUGUACAAAAAUCUACGCCAACAAACCACCUUAGUUCCUGAUAAUUUUACCUACUCUUUUAUUAUUUUUGCAUUUUCAGGGGCUUCGUUAUCUGGGUCUGAGAAAUUUGGCGUUUUGCUUCAUGGGCAGGCAAUAAUAUCUGGCUUUGGCACGGAUUUGUUUGUGGGCUCGGCUUUGGUUGAUAUAUACGGUUCUUUGGAACACUGUGAUAUCUGGGUUUUCAAUGGCAUGGUUAAGAGGACAAUGCGGAUUGACUCAACUACAUUAGCCGUGGUUCUUUCAGGUAUAGCUGAGUUGCAGGAGAUGAGUUUUGGGAUGAUGCUUCAGUCUUUGGCUUAUAGGUUGGUUGCCAUUUUCACGAGCAUGUGCUUACUGCCGGAUUUGAUUGCAUACAAUGCAAUGAUUUCUGGUUAUUCUUUUAAUAACAAAACCGAGUCAUCAGUUCAGCUAUUCAAAGAAUUGCUUUUUUCAGUGGAAAAAGUUAAUUCAAGUACUAUGGUCGGUUUAAUCCCAGUGUUCCAUCCGUUUGGUCAUUUGGAACUUACGAGUUUAAUUCAUGGGUUUUGUUUUGGCAUCUUGGAACUCCACGAUAUCAGGCUAUGCCCAAAAUGGCUUUCUCACUUUUUCGUGAAAUGCAGAAUCUUGAUAUUAAUCCAAAUCCUGUCACAUCCUGUCACAAUUACCAGUAUACUAUCUGCAUGUUCUCAACUUGGUGCUUUAAGUUUGGGAAAAUGGGUCCAUGACUUGAUUAAGAGGGAGAGUAUUGAGUCUAACAUCUAUGUGGCCACAGCUUUGAUCGACAUGUAUGCGAAGUGUGGGAGCAUUAAGGAAGCGAGGAGAUUAUUUGACAUGACGAGGGAUAAAAAUGUGGUGACUUGGAAUGCUAUGAUUUCUGGGUAUGGCCUCCAUGGACAUGGACAUGGACAUGAAGCACUACUGCUUUUUGAUGAGAUGUUAUGUUCUGCAGUUCCCCCAACAGGGGUUACUUUCCUUUCCAUUUUGUAUGCUUGCAGUCAUGCUGGCUUGGUAACAGAAGGAGAGAAAAUUUUCCAUUCAAUGGUCCAUGAACACUGCUUCAAGCCCAGUCCCGAGCACUAUGCAUGCAUGGUGGACAUCCUUGGCCGAGCUGGAAAAUUGCAAGAUGCCCUGGAAUUUAUAAAUGGUAUGCUAAUUGAGCCAGGUCCUGCAGAAUGGGGUGCACUGCUGGGCGCUUGCGUGAUUCACAAGGAUACUAACUUAGCUCAUUUGGCAUUUGAUAAGUUGUUUGAACUGGAUCCUGAAAAUGUAGGAUACAAUGUUCUACUGUCAAACAUAUACUCAACCGAGCAUAAUUACUCUUGGGCUGCUUUAGUACGUGAAGUUGUUAAGAAAAGAAAUCUGGUGAAGACCCCUGGUUGCACUUUGAUUGAGGUCAAGGGACACCCUCAUGUCUUUAUGUCUAGUGACUGGUCCCACCCAGAAUCAAAAUCAAUUUAUGCAAUGCUUGAAAAGUUAAUAGAUAAAAUGAGGGAUGUUGGAUACCAGAUGGAGACCAUCACAGCAUUGCAUGAUGUAGAGGAAGAAGAGAAGGAGCUAAUGGUGAAAGUUCAUAGCGAGAAGUUGGCCAUUGUUUUUGGUCUUAUAACAUCUGAACCGGGAGAAGAGAUUAGAAUAAUUAAAAACCUUAGGGUUUGCCUUGACUGCCAUAAUUUUACCAAAUUUGUAUCUAAAAUCACUGAGAGAAUAAUCGUCGUGAGGGAUGCUAAUAGGUUUCAUCAUUUUGAAGACGGCACUUGUUCUUGUGGAGACUACUGGUAGUACUUGUGUACUGAUGAAGAUUAUCACACAGGGAAAGGGAGAUUCUCUUUAAUUAUUGUUUUCCUGGCAUAACAAGCUAUCAUCAAUCAAGAAACUCCAUUCUAAAUUCUUUUCAUAUAGACAUUAUUCAUAUUUUCUAGCCACAAACAUAUCAUAGGAACUCAUAAGGGAUUUGACUUUUCUAUUAAUUCAUACGGAUUAAAUAAAAAAAAAUUCUUGAAGGGAUGAAUAACAAACAAUAUCUGUACUUGUUCUACCUCGUAUUUUGUUAUGAAAAGAAUGAACCUUUUUGCCUACCCUGGAUGUUAGAAUGCUAACCAACCAGCUAU